This is a messenger RNA of Anguilla rostrata (American eel), 7559 nucleotides long. RefSeq names its product glutamate-rich 3 (gene erich3). The coding region runs from base 301 to 6858 and encodes 2185 amino acids. NCBI's taxonomy places the organism in Eukaryota, Metazoa, Chordata, Actinopteri, Anguilliformes, Anguillidae. The transcript is spliced from 14 exons. The record is from RefSeq and is a predicted model, not a curated record.
ACAAACAUCUUUUAAGGAAAAAAAGUUGGGCUAUUGCUUUUAUCUGAGCGCUCCCACCGCUUCAAUCGCAUCAUCACGUGGCUUUCCCUAGCAACGAAAUAUGUCAUCAAUUCUGCAGAGACAAAAGUGCUGGAUGUGACUUCGGAACGAAGACUUUAGCUUUGUAUUAGGGAACCGGCACGUUCAACUCUCACCUUUUUACGUUUGCUUGCCAGCUUGUGGUCUGUUAGCAUUUAGGAGACAGAAAUAUUGACCCGAUUAGUUAAAUGAAUUAUAGGUAACAAGCAACGUGACUAAAUCAUGAGUUACCUAAAUUCAGGUCUGCUUUCAACCUACAACAGUCUCACAGACAAACACCUGGCUGGAUAUUUUAAUAACACAAGAAUAAGAAGACAUCUGCAGAGAGUUGGACUGAUUACAAGAAGUGGGAAGAUUGUUCCUGACAAAGAAUAUAGACUGAAGCUGGUCCGUAGGGAUCACCAGAGACACGUGAGAGAAUGUCUGGCCCAGGCAAUCUUCCACAAGGUGCUGGACAUGGAGCGCCACCACCAGAUAGAAAUCAAAAGAAAGUUGGAAGAUUUUGCGCGGAGGGAGCGGGUACAUAAAAUCAAGGUGGAACGCUCCAAAAGAUAUGAUGAAGAUGUUAUCCCUUUAAUAUCUCCUAAGCCACCGUCUGGUCCUAGGAAUGGCCGCAGACAGCCGUCUGGGCCAGAGGGAGAACAUUCGGAGUCCUCUGAAUCUCCUGGUUCCUCCAGGCCUAACACAGCUCCAGGGAAAAUGCAGCGACCUCAUCGGCUCCAGCCCAUCAACAGAAACACCGCCUCUGUUCGGCAGACUUCCCCUGGAAGCAGGCUCAGAGACUCUUCAGAUGACACGGAACAGCAGUUCACCCUCACGGAGAAAGACCUGAGGCCUGUGACAGUGACUGAGUUUUCGCAUGGAUUAUCUCCGUACCAGCUCCCCAUUAUCAACAACUACAUCACUCCUGUUCCUCCAUCGACCAAGAGGACUUUAAAAGGCACUCAAAAUGGAACGAUGAGGGGCAGGAGGCUGCGGCCCACUACAGCCCCCAGUGCUACCGCAAUUGAACAGCAGGACUCAAAACUCUACAAGACCUCAGUGCACAGUAAUGUAUCAGUGACCAUGGUGUACUAUGGGAAGACGGUCCACCUGUCCCACGAUGACAUUGACAUGAGGGAUGAAGUGAAGGUCUUUCAGCAACACUGUGGAGGAGAGAAUGUAUGCGUGUACAAAGGGAGGCUGAUGGAGGGAGAGGCCUUCCUGUUUGUCUCCAGGCGUCAUCGUGGCUUCCCCUUCAGCCUCACCUUCUUCCUGAAUGGCUUGCAGGUGGACCGACUGAGCUCUUGUUGUGAGUUCAAGCACCGUAAGGGAUCCCGAUUAGGUGGGAAACAUGGUCACUUUGGAUUCUCCAGUGUGGGUGGCGCUUCUCCCUGUUACAAAUGCAUCAUAUCGAUGGGACUAGAUAAGAAGCCCACCCCCCCAAAAAGAACCAAGGAGGAAAUGGGGAAAGGGUGCUUCCUGGGUAAUUCUCAAGAGAUGGCUGAGGAGGCCAAAGUGGUUGAUGAAGAAGAAAUUAAACAAGAUAGUCAGUCUCGUUUACAAUCAGAACUCGGAAAGGAGCAGGUUGAGGAUGACUCCAUGGAAACAGAAGCUAAGGACAUUGACCAGGACAAAGCCAAAGAUGACUAUGAUGAGGACUUUGAAGCUGAUGAUGAGAGGGCAGAUGAAGACAUGGAGGAGGGCAAAGCCUCAGCUGUGGCUCCUGACUCAUCCAGUGAGAAAAGGGAUUCCCCAAUCAAUGACAAAGAGGAUGGAGAAAUAUUUAAUCAUCAGAUGGAGGAUGAAGAGAAGUAUUCUGACAGCGAGUUGGAAGAGGAUGACAAGGCUGAAGAUAUGAAAUCACCGUCGUGCUCAUUUAGAAGUCCUUCCUCGAGGAGCAGGGAAGAUUCUUACAGCGAGGCAGACGAGGAGAACGAAGCCGUGAAAAAUGAAAAAGUGCGCUCAGAGACUGAGAUGGGACCGCUUGAGGAGCAGCCCCAGGUAGAGGGUGCGGAAAGAGCCUUUGCGCCUGCAGCCGAAAAAGAUCAAGAGGGCCCAGAAGAGCACGCAGAAGAAUUGGACAACCGCAAGGAUGAGACCAGCUCUCCGGCACCCCCCCAAACAAAGACAACGAACGGAGACCCUGAGGCGCAUGAAGGCCACGGAGACAGCCCCGACACAGCUGGUACGGAGCCGUUGAACAACAGCAUGCACCUACGGGAAGGAAAAGAGGUGGGAAAAUCUGGUGCUGCAGUAGAUAGUGGGGACAAUGCAGCCGGGCCAGACGACUGUUUGGGAGACACAGAGCCAGAGAGAGCCAAGUCUGUGCAGGAGAAGCUAGUUGAAGCGAUUAUGAAAGAGGCGCACAGUGGUUCAGAACCAGAACUCAGCGAUACCAGCACCGAAGAGGAGGAUUUGCCCCCUGAAAUCAAAACUAUGGAGCAGAAAAUCACUGGUGAGCAAGAAGAGGAGGCGGGUGUCUCUCCGCUGCAGAAACCAGGAACGAAGGAAAAAAAGUUAGAGGACACUGAAAACAGAAAUGAACAGAGAGACACAGAAAGUAAAGACGACAUGAACGAGAUGAGAAAAUCAGAAUCCAGAGAGGCCCAGGCACUAGAAUCAGUGGAUUGUGCCCAGAUGCAGGAAGUGAGAAAUCCAGAGGAACACACUACUGAAACAAAGACACCUGAAGCUGAAGAGACCGGAUCAGAAGUACAGGAUAUUAGAGGAACAGACAGCAGUAAUGUGGCAAAAGAAGUAGAUGAGACUAUGGCUGACAUCAAGAAGUAUGAAGAAGCAACAGAUGAUCCAGAAAAUGAAAUAAAGGAAGAAAUGGAGGAUUCUGAAGCACAAGCAGAAGAGACUGAAGCACAGGCAGAAGGGACUGAGGCAAAGGCAGAAGAGACUGAGGCACCGGUCAAGGAGACUGGGGCAGAAGAGACUAAAGCACAGGAAGCGGAGACUGUAGCAGAAGAGACUGAGGCACAGGAAAAAGAGACUGUGGCGGAAGAGACUAAAGCACAGGAAAAAGAGACUGUGGCAGAAGAGGCUGAGGCACAGGAAGAAGAGACUGGGGCAGAAGAGGCUGAGGCACAGGAAAAAGAGACUGGGGCAGAAGAGGCUGAGGCACAGGAAAAAGUGCCUGGGGCAGAAGAGGCUGAGGCACAGGAAAAAGAGACUGUGGCAGAAGAGGCUGAGGCACAGGAAAAAGAGACUGGGGCAGAAGAGGCUGAGGCACAGGAAAAAGAGACUGGGGCAGAAGACACUGAGGCACAGGAAGAAGAGACUGUGGCAGAAGAGGCUGAGGCACAGGAAAAAGAGACUGGGACAGAAGACACUGAGGCACAGGAAAAAGAGACUGGGGCAGAAGAGGCUAAGGCACAGGAAAAAGAGACUGGGGCAGAAGAGACUGAAGCACAGGCAGAAGGGACUGAGGCACAGGAAAAAGAGACUGGGACAGAAGAGACUGAAGCACAGGCAGAAGGGACUGAGCUAUUGGAAGAAGUGACUGACUCAAAAACAGAAGGCACGGAAACACAUACAGAAGGGACUGAGGCACUAGAAAAAGAGACUGGGGCAGAAGAGGCUGAGGCACAGGAAAAAGAGACUGGGGCAGAAGACACUGAGGCACAGGAAAAAGAGACUGGGGCAGAAGAGGCUGAGGCACAGGAAAAAGAGACUGGGGCAGAAGACACUGAGGCACAGGAAAAAGAGACUGGGGCAGAAGAGGCUGAGGCACAGGAAAAAGAGACUGGGGCAGAAGACACUGAGGCACAGGAAAAAGAGACUGUGGCAGAAGACACUGAGGCACAGGAAAAAGAGACUGGGGCAGAAGACACUGAGGCACAGGAAAAAGAGACUGGGGCAGAAGACACUGAGGCACAGGCAGAAGAGACUGAAGCACAGGCAGAAGAGACUGAGGCACAGGAAAAAGAGACUGGGACAGAAGAGACUGAAGCACAGGCAGAAGGGACUGAGCUAUUGGAAGAAGUGACUGACUCAAAAACAGAAGGCACCGAAACACAUACAGAAGGGACUGAGGCACUAGAAAAAGAGACUGGGGCAGAAGAGACUGAAAGACAGACAGAAAUGACAGAAGCACAGGCUGAAGUGACACAAUCACAGGCUGAAGUGACACAAACACAGGUUGAAGUGACAGAAACACAGACAGAAGUGACAGAAACACAGGCAGAAGGGACAGAAGUGACAGAAACACAGGCAGAAGGGACAGAAGCACAGGCAGAAGUGAGAGAAACACAGGCUGAAGUGACACAAACACAGGCAGAAGGGACAGAAGCACAGGCAGAAGUGACAGAAACACAGGCUGAAGAAACAGAGACAGAAGUGACAGAAACACAGGCAGAAGUGACAGAAACACAGGCAGAAGGGACAGAAGCACAGGCAGAAGUGAGAGAAACACAGACUGAAGUGACACAAACACAGGCAGAAGUGACAGAAGCACAGGCAGAAAUGACAGAAACACAGGCAGAAGGGACAGAAGCACAUACAGAAGUGACAGAAACACAGGCUGAAGUGACACAAACACAGGCAGAAGGGACAGAAGCACAGGCAGAAGUGACAGAAACACAGGCUGAAGAAACAGAGACAGAAGUGACAGAAACACAGGCUGAAGUGACACAAACACAGGCAGAAGUGACAGAAACACAGGCUGAAGGGGCAGAAGCACAGUCUGAAGUGACAGAAACACAGGCAGAAGUGAUAGAAACACAGGCUGAGGUGACAGAAACACAGGCAGAAGUGGCAGAAACGCAGGCAGAAGUGACAGAAACACAGGCUGAAAUGACAGAAACACAGGCAGAAGUGGCAGAAGUGACCGAAACACAGACAGAAGUGACUGAGGCAGAAGAGUGUGAAGCACACGCAGAAGUAACUGAGGAACAGUCAGAAGACAUGGAUGCUCGGGUAAAUAACACAGGAGAGGGAGAAAAUUCUACAACUAAAACUCCUGACACGACUACUAAGGAUGAUCCAGAUGGACAGGAUAAAAGACAGGAUAAACUGGAGACACAGAAAGACAGGUGGUCUGAAAAGGUGGAGGAUGAACUCAUAGAAAAAAAUGAUAAAACUCCAGGCAAAAAUGCAGCUGUGGCAAAGGUUGUGACUGAAAACACAGUAAAGGCUAAAGAAGCAGAAGAAGAGAAUGGACAGGGAGAGAAAGGAGAAGAUCAAGGCGACAUGGCUGAGGCUGACAGGAAGGAAUUCACUCAUGAUAAGACUGGGGGAAAUGAAGAUAAUAGUGUGGCCAACAAUAAAGUACAGAAAGAUGACAUAGAAAGAAAGCAGGAAGAAACUGAGAAGACUGAAGUCACAGAUAAAAAUUGUGAAAUGGAGGCAACCAGCAAAGAUACCGAGUUGAAAGAGAAAAAUGAAACAGAACAUGAGAAUAAAGAUGAAGCCAAUAGAGAGGAUAAAGAAAUAGAUGUAAAUGAGGAAGAGGUGGAGGAGUGUCUGCAGACAGGAAAAAAGUCAGCAGUGGGAGAAGACAAGGUUGAAGCAGCAAGCGAAGAGGUUAUGGAAAACCUUAACAAAGGAGAUAGGGAACCAAAGAGUUUUGAGACAGGUUCCAAAGUAGAUGUUAAUGAGGCGACAGCAGAAGAUGUAGAUUCCAAAGCUGAAGAGACAGUCAGUGUGUUUGAGGAAGUACAAUCUUUAACCGAAGAGAAAGGUAGUGAAUCUAACUCACCACAAUUAGAUAUAAAGGCAUUUACUGGAAUAAAAACCAUGACUGCGGCAGAGGAGUUAGGUGAUAAGAUCGGGAACAGUGUUACUGAGGAGGGGGAUGGCGAAAAGGGGGACGAUGACCAUCAAGACAAGGUAUCGGAACAAACGCUUCCAGGAGAGAGAAAGUUGGAGGAAAGGGCAAAUGAGCAACAAGAUGCAUCAAAACAAGAAGAGUCUGAUGUAUCAGUGAAUGAAGAGAAAGAUACUGAAAUUACAAUACAAAAGCUAGAGGACAGUGUAGAGGAGGUCAAGGGUGAUGACAGAGUAAAAGAUAAGUUUGAAAAUGAUACAAAAGAACCUGGAGCUCCAGGUAUGCUGGCUUUAGAAAAUACAGAGAUUGGAUCAAAUAUUAUGGCGAAAGAAUUCACCAGGGUUCAGAAAUCAAUAGCAAGUAAUUCUGACUGUAACACAGACACAAACAGCGUUAAAAGCAAUGUUACUGAGAGGAAAAAAGUAGAAAGUGUGGCCGAGAUGGAGCGCAGUAAAGAUGAUGGAAAAGAAAAAGAGGACUCGGAAGGCCGUUUUGAUGGUACAGAGGAAAGAACGGCGACAAGCGAUGCUGCUGGUGAUAAGGUUGUGGACAUAUCUGCUGAUAGAGGUGACACCAAUGUUGGAGAUGACCUUCAAGAGAAUGAAGAUGAAGCUAAUGAAAUAAAUCAGGAGAUUGCUGCAGGGGAAGUGGCUUUUGGAGAAGUAGCUCAAGUUGAUGCAGCACUGGAAUCAAAGGAACUUCAACCAGAAGAAAAAGUUAUGGAUCUUGAACAUGUGCCUCAUAUGGAAACUGGAGCCAGUGAGGAAGAGAUGACGAAUGUAGCUGAGGAAGAUGAGGUGCUCGGUCCAGAAACUAUGAUGAAAGAGGAUGAAGGAGAUCUUGUCGCCAGCUGGGUGAACAAACAUCAAGCGUCAAGAUGUUUUCAGACAUUCAUUGAACCGCUAGAUGACCUAAAGGACUUUUCUAGCGAUGAAGUCAGGGAAUCGGAGACAGCACAUACAAAAGAACUGUCUAAAUCCGAAUGUACUGAAAAGAGCUCGGACACAACUGAAAAACAAAACUGAAACUGACGUUUCUUUCUUGGGAUACAGGAUCCACAAUCCAAAGAAAGAAUUUAUUCUUAGAAUGAGAACUUCAAAGAAGGGUUCUUGGGAGAAAGGCUCACAUCCGAAUCUAACACUCACCUAGAAAAUAUAGAGGAAAAAAGGGAUCAAAAGAAGGCCAUCGUUGAACAACAGAAUAUAAAUGAAUGUAUUCCAAAGAGCAGUGUCUCAGAGGGUGAACUGCCGGAGCAGAAGGAGUAGGAACACAAACAGCACCGGAGAAGGCAAAGACACAGGGCUUAGAAAUGUCAAUAUCUCAUUCCAAACCGGAGAAUUAUAUACAGUACAUUCAAGAGAAUGUGGGGACACUGAAGAAAAUGCAGAGAUGAAUGAGGUACAGGGUCCAGUAAUAGACCUGACUAACAGUACUGAAUUCAAAAGAAUGGGAGGCACUGAGGGGUCCACCAAACUGACUGUUACCAAGGAGAGCUUAAGCAUGCAGUUAUUCCCAGUGGAAGAUCCUGGAUUGUCAACUCUUAAUUGCACAGACACAGGAUAAUUUCAAGGAGAGAAUAGCUGUAGUUUCAAAUCAAAUUAAAUGUUUUGGCACAAGGAAAAGGAAGACAUUUAGUCAAUAUAUGUAAUUCCCUCUAUAAGCAUUAUAAAGAAUUAUAUGGGAAUGUUGUCCUUUUGGAAAAAUAAAAUCAACCACUGUAAAGCCA